CACACUCGUCUCGAGGCUCAAAUUCUCCAAAGCUCUAUCUAGUUUUCUGAUUUUGCUCUCGAGUCAUUCAUUCCGGGAUCAUGCCUUCUUCAACUCCAUCUGGCAUAAGGUGACUAGCAAUCAUCGACAAGCCCAGUGAUUCAUUUCCUCCCAGGAAACAAGCCCAGUUUCGGCCUCACGCAAGCACAGAGGACGAGAUGGCGUCCUCACCACCACAUCCGCAGCCAAUGGCGUCUAGACAAUACCAAACCUCCCUCCUCACUGCCCAGCAUUGUACAGGGCACGUCCACCUCAUUCUCGGCGCAAACCCCCUCGCAGCAGCACGCGCCUCUUCCUCCCUCGCCGCUGGCGCAAAACCUAUCCUCAUCUCGCCCUUUCCAUCAUCAUCAUCAUCAUCACUAUCAUCAUCACCAUCUCCUGUUCCAGCUUCUGCAUCCCCAGAACAACAACAACAACAUCAUCAUCAUCAUCAUCAACCGCCACAACAACAGCAAUACGAACCACAACCUCAGCUCCACUACAGCUUGACGGCCCUCAUCGCCGCUGGUUCUCUCACCCACAUUUGCCGGGCCUUUACCAAGGCCGAUCUCUUCACCCUCGGCCGCGAAGACGUCGACGGCGUCGUCGAUGCCGUCUUCAUCACCUCGCCGCUGCCCUCCCCGCCAUCUCGCGCGGAGGCCGAAACGGAGGAAGCGCCGCUCGACGCCGCGGCCGUGGCCGCGCUCUGCAAGCGGCACCGCAUCCCCGUCAACGUGGUGGACGCGCCCGAGCUGUGCUCCUUCAGCCUGCUCAGUGUCCACGCCGACGGCCCGCUGCAGGUCGGCGUCACCACCAACGGCCGCGGCUGCAAGCUGGCCGGGCGCAUCCGCCGCGAGAUCGCCGCCUCGCUGCCGCCUGGCCUGGGCGCCGCCGUCGAGCGGCUCGGCGGCCUGAGGAGGCGGCUCCUGCUGAUGCAGCAGCAGGAGCAGCAGGAGCAGAAGGCCGAUGGUGGAGGAGAUGGCGGGGCGAUGACGACGACGACCACCGCCGCCGCCACCGUUAUCGGCGGGAGCGGGAGCGGGGAGGAAGGGCUCGAAGACGACUCGGUGGAUCAGCCGGCCGGACUGAACAGGCUGGUCCUAGAAGGGGACGCGGAGGCGGCCAAGACGAGGCGGAUGCGGUGGCUGGCGCAGGUGUGCGAGUACUGGCCGCUGAGGAGGCUUGCCGAGGUCAGCGACGAGGACGUCGAGGCGGUUCUGAAGGCGUACCCCGGUUCCGGGUCCGGGUCCGGGUCUGGGCCCAACGAGGACGGCCGGGCGGAGCGCCUCGACCGCGGGCUCCGGCCUCCCACGAGGACCGGGCGGGUGAUCCUGGCCGGCAGCGGGCCGGGCCAUCCGGACCUGCUGACCCGCGCGACGUACAAGGCGAUCCAGGCGGCCGACGUGGUCCUGGCGGACAAGCUGGUGCCCGCGGGCGUGCUGGACCUGAUCCCGCGGCGGACGCCCGUCUCGAUCGCGCGCAAGUUCCCCGGGAACGCCGACCGCGCCCAGGAGGAGCUCCUCGAGCAGGCCCUCGAGGGCGUGCGCGCCGGCAAGACCGUCCUCCGCCUGAAGCAGGGCGACCCCUUCGUCUACGGCCGCGGCGGCGAGGAGGUCGCCUUCUUCCGCCGCCACGGCCUCGGCGACCGCGUCGUCGUCCUCCCCGGCAUCACCAGCAGCCUCAGUGCGCCCCUGUUCGCCGCCAUCCCGCCCACCCAGCGGGACGUCGCCGACCAGGUCCUCGUCUGCACGGGCACGGGCAAGAAGGGCAAGGCGCCCCGGCCGCCCGAGUUUGUCGAGAGCAGGACGGUCGUCUUCCUCAUGGCCCUGCACCGCAUCGAGGGCCUCGUCGCGGAGCUCACCAAGUACACGGAGCAGGAGGAGGAGCAGGAGCAGGAACAACAGCAACCCGUGUCUCCCGGUAGCGAACAGGACGGAGAGGGAGAAGGACAAGGACAAGGACAAGGACAAGGACAAGGACAAGGACAACAACAAGGAGACGCAAGGCAAGCGCGGCGAGGACGGCGGGCGCUCUGGCCGCUCGACACGCCGUGCGCCGUCAUCGAGCGGGCGAGCUGCCCCGACCAGCGGGUCAUCCGGACGACGCUGCGGUUCGUGGCCGAGGCGAUCGAGCAGGAGGGCAGCCGGCCGCCGGGGCUGCUCGUGGUCGGCAGGGCGUGCGAGGCGCUGUACGCGCCCGAGAGGGGCCGCUCCUGGGUGGUCGAGGACGGGUUCCGGGGGGUAGACCUGGACUCCAUCGCGGGCGGCUCUUUCACCGCCGGCGGGUUGGGUGUUGCUGGCAUGGCUUAGGCCUGCUAGUCUCUCUCUCUGUCUGUCUGUCUGUCUGUUUGUCUGUACAUAUACAAUACGCACGAGUAAAACGGUAGUAUAUAUAUCACGUUGAUGAAAAACCAGCCUUAAAACUUCUUGGUACCGAC
Molecule: messenger RNA, 2455 nt
Organism: Thermothelomyces thermophilus ATCC 42464
Lineage: Eukaryota; Fungi; Ascomycota; Sordariomycetes; Sordariales; Chaetomiaceae
Exons: 1
Coding region: 228-2327 (699 amino acids)
Biological process (GO): siroheme biosynthetic process
Molecular function (GO): uroporphyrin-III C-methyltransferase activity
Source: RefSeq, a predicted model, not a curated record